AUGCAACACGGAAACCAAACUAUCUCUGAAUUCUUCUUCAUGGGACUCACGGUGGGGUCUGAGCAGCAGCAACUCAUCUUUACGCUGUUUCUAUGCACGUGUCUGGUCAUGGUGGUAGGAAACUUACUUAUCAUCCUAGCUAUUAUCAAUGACGCUCACCUCCACAGCCCCAUGUACUUCUUCCUUGCCAAUCUAUCCUUCACUGACAUCUGCUUCACAACCACUACAAGCCCCAAAAUGUUGGCAAACAUCCAAAGCCAGAUCCUAGCCAUCUCCUUUACAGGAUGCCUUACACAAAUGUAUUUUUUUAUGUUGCUGGUGGAAAUGAACAAUUUCGUCUUGGCAGACAUGGCAUAUGACUGGUACAUUGCCAUCUGUCACCCAUUACAUUAUGCUGCAUUACUGAGUCCCAAGCAUUGUGCCCUGUUGGUAGUGACUCCAUGGGUCAUCUCUAACCUUGUCUCAAUACUGCACUUCAAUCUGCUGGCCCUCGUGACUUUCUGUGAUCAGAGAGAAAUCCUACACUUCUUCUGUGACUUGGAACCCAUUUUAAGGCUUGCUUGCUCAGAUACCCAAAUCAAUGACUUGACAAUCCUAGUUGUUGGGGGAGCAUUUAUUUUCAUCCCCUUCACCUUCAUUCUUGUCUCCUAUGCCAUUAUUGGUUGCACCGUAUUUGAGUUUCCUUCAGCCAAGGGGAAAUGGAAAACAUCCUCCACUUAUAGUUCCCAUCUCUCAACUGUGUUCCUCUGCUAUGGAUCCAUUGUAGGGGCCUACUUCCUCCCCUCUUCUGCCUACUUAGCAGAAAAGGAGAAGGUGGCUGCCAUCAUGUAUACAAUUGUCACCCCCAUGAUGAACCCCUUCAUCUAUAGUCUAAGGAACAAGGACAUGAAAGGAGCACUGAAGAGACUACUCAGCAGGAAAAACUUUUUCUGGAGCUGGUGA
Molecule: messenger RNA, 942 nt
Organism: Diceros bicornis minor
Lineage: Eukaryota; Metazoa; Chordata; Mammalia; Perissodactyla; Rhinocerotidae
Product: olfactory receptor 1M1-like
Exons: 1
Coding region: 1-942 (313 amino acids)
Biological process (GO): G protein-coupled receptor signaling pathway
Cellular component (GO): membrane
Molecular function (GO): olfactory receptor activity; G protein-coupled receptor activity
Source: RefSeq, a predicted model, not a curated record